GUUAAUUAAUUGUUAUUUUCAGUGUGUCUGGGAGCACCGUCGUCCCGACCGCCGGAAGUCUGCAUGAAGCUGCGUCUCCUUCACAGGCGACGGCGUCGACGUUUUUUUUCUCUCCCUGUCUUGUUUUUUUUUUUUUUUCAUUCGAGACUUUUUUUUUCUAUUUUUUUAUUUUCUCUCAGAGACAUGAGCAGGGAGUGAGCGAUGGAGGCGUAGGAGGCGACAGUGUUUGUGUUUACAAAGCGGCAAGCAGGUUACGCGUUUGAACAGGCAGGCCUCCUUCUAGCUAACGUUACAGCAAGCCCGCGAACAAAAGGAGGAAUGAACGGAGGCAAGUUAGCUAGGUUAGCUCCUCUCUCCUAGCCGCGUCACCAGCUAGCGCGAGCCAUGUUUGUUGUUGUCUUUACCCAGAAACCUCAUGGCAGCGGCUUAGCUGCCGUGUAACGGUGCCACGUAACGGUACAUCCAACAUGCCGAGUGUGUUGUCUCAUGACAACAAUUUAUUGCACAGCGUGUAACUGUUAUGCCUCCCCGCCCGCUAACGGGAGCUAGCAUGUUGGUGCCCCUCAUCAGACCGGGUCCCAGAGCACUGAGGCACGGCCGGACAACCGGCAGAGAGCCGCGGCCUGUUGGGGAUGUUCCAGCUGGCCCCUGAUUUAUGUAACACGUCAAAGUUGUAGGUUGUGCAACUGCAGAGGCUCAAAAAAGUCGGACUUCUGCGUUGCGGAUCUUUUUUUUGCAUGUAGUAUCUCUUUAUUUAUUUUAAAGUUAUUAUUACAUGAACCGGCAGUCAGCCGAAGGGCUUAACUGUUUUACAUGUCACGUCAGCUUUACUAACAUGCAAUAACAUGCUCGCUUUGCUUUGUAUGUGGGAACAUAGCUAUGCAUGGCAUUCACAACCUCCACAUGCAUACCAAAAAAACCCAACCUGUGAACUCCUCUUGCCGUCGGUCUGUAGCAGUGGCAACGUGUGUGGAAAUAAAGUGCAAUUGCAUAGCGAAGAAAUCGAGCAAUGAAACUAUGAAACUCCCUUCUUUGUGCUACAGAAAACAUGUUGCCUAUGUGUCAGUGGGAGAUGAUCGGGAAACAGAAGAUUGGAGAAAUAAUGGACGAUUCCCAUUUCAACUCAUCAUACUUUUGGUCUCCCGUCCCCACUGUACAAGGACAGCUCGAGAACGCCAUGUUCCUGAACAAGGCCAAGGAGCAGCUGGGUCAGGAAAAGGCCUCCUUCCCUCACGCCUCCGCGUCUUCCACCUCGUCCCCCCACUACCCCACGGCUGUGCUCGCCAUCCCCGGCUCGGUGGACACGGGGCCCGGGGUGCGGCUGGUCCCCAAACAGGAAGGAGGAGGAGUUGCCAUGAGUGCGCUCGGGGGCCACCUGCACACCACUCAGAACAUCACCGUUGUGCCUGUUCCCUCCACUGGUAUCAUGACGGCAGCGGGGUUAGUGAUUACCACCCCUCAAGGCACCCUGGUCCCCACCGCCUCCACGCAGUCGUUUGUAGCAGGACACCCCACGACCACCACCAUGAUAGUUUCUGCAGUGCACCCCUCAAAUACAGACAAGAAGGACAACAUUGCUGUCCCUCCUGCUGUUGUCAUGCCGACGCCAUCAAAGCGGGGCAGGAAGAGCAAACAGAUGUUGGCCAGAGUGGCCGGAAUGGGUGGGGUCCUUCCUCCAGGAAGUGAUGCAUUAAUAUUGGCCCACCUCGCCGCUGGUGGACAACACCACACUGCUGACCCGUACGACCUGUCAAAUGAUGAGGACGACCAUACCAACAAAGACGGCCCCAAAUCCUACAGGUGCCGGAUGUGUGCGCUGACGUUCUUCAGCAAGUCGGACAUGCAGAUCCACGCCAAGUCCCACACGGAGGCCAAGCCCCACAAGUGCCCCCACUGCUCCAAGUCGUUCGCCAACUCCAGCUACCUGUCCCAGCACAUCCGCAUCCACAGUGGGGCCAAGCCCUACACCUGCUCCUACUGCCAGAAAACAUUCAGGCAGCUCAGUCACCUACAGCAGCACACACGAAACCACACGGAGGCCAAGCCCCACAAGUGCCCCCACUGCUCCAAGUCGUUCGCCAACUCCAGCUACCUGUCCCAGCACAUCCGCAUCCACACCGGGGCCAAGCCCUACGCCUGCUCCUACUGCCAGAAAACAUUCAGGCAGCUCAGUCACCUACAGCAGCACACACGGAUUCACACCGGUGACCGACCGUACAAGUGCAACCAUCCUGGCUGUGAAAAAGCUUUCACUCAGUUGUCCAACCUACAGUCUCACCGUCGGCAACACAACAAAGACAAGCCGUUCAAGUGCCACAACUGUAACCGUGGUUACACGGACGCUGCAAGCCUGGAGGUGCACCUCUCCACGCACACCGUCAAACACGCCAAGCUGUUCUCCUGUGGCCUCUGUAACCGAUCCUACACCUCGGAGACGUAUCUAAUGAAACACAUGAGGAAGCACAACCCCGACCCGCUGACAGUGGCAGCGACGGUAGCUGCCCGGCAGGCGCAGGGCCUCACGCCGGGCAGGGGCCGAGGCCGCGGCCGAGGGAGAGGAGCAGGCAGAGCGGGCCAGCUCCAGAACCAGACCAACCAGAACCCCGGAGCGCCCGGCAGCUACCAGCAAAACCAGCAACCCUCCCAAGCUAUGGUCCAGUGCCCGUUCGACCUGCACCAGUACAAGACAGUGUCAGCCAGCGAGAUCCAGUACAAACCGGUCUCUGUGGCCGACCUGCCAGUGGUCCACAAAGACCUGUGCCUCACCGUGUCCACCUCGGCCAUACAGGUGGAGCACAUGAACUCGUAGGCUGUGUUUUCCCCAUCUGCAGUGUAAAAAGAUCCAUACAAACAAGUCAUUUAACUGUAUUCACGAUCAUGGUCUUCUGAGAAGGAAAACGUGGCUCAUUGGGUGGAACGUUUAGAUAUUGCAUUCACUCAACGCUACUCUUUUCCUCCAUUUUAAGAUUCUUUAAUGCGGAGAACAGCACUACAUUUCUGGACAGAACACAGAUAUUUUAAAAUGUGCUUCUGGAUUCCUGAGCCCAAUUGUGCCAAGUCUCUCAGUGGACAUGCUGGUCCGGAGAACUGAGACAAGUAGUUCCUUCCUCAGUCCGGAGACACAUUCCUCCAGUUAUGGACUUAAGCGGAACCCUGAUACGAGAUCCCUUUGGGCUUUUAGAACAUUAUGAACGAGAUGCUGAUGUGAUUCAGACCUGGAGUCAACGUAAGGAUCUAUGUCUAAUUCACCUUUUUCAACGAGUCCAUGGACCAAAUAUCAGCUCAAUACACAUGAGACCUUGAUCCCAAACCAGCAGUCCUCGUCGGAGUAUCUUGAUAAAAGAGGCUUGGUUUUUAUCGCAUUGUUUGCAAGAUGCACCGUCAAAGGAUGAAGAUUUACAAUAUCUGUAAAAUACAAAAAAUCACACUAGUUUCUGGAGAUGUAUUGUCCAGUGAAGGGAGUUAUUUUUGAAAAAAUGUAGAUCAUAUUAAUCUGAACAUUGUCCAUUAUUAGUUAUUAGCUGACGCAAAUAACAAGGGAGAAAAGAAGACAUGGAAUCCAAGAUGAAACUCCUAAGGACCUAAGUAGAUGGUCUCGAAUAUUGAAGGACGCCUCUGACACCGGAGGCCGCAUCUGAGAGAAGAGACGAAGAGGGUGAGGCGCCUUACUGGAUGGGGACUAAAACCUGGGGCUGAGUCUCAAAGUGUUCCUGAUGUUGUCAUUUACGCCCUCCUCCCCUCAGACAGCGACCAGUGGAGGAACCGCUUCCAUGUCGGAGGCCAGAGUCGAUGCAGCGACGCAGCGGCCGGAGAAAGCCCCAAACACGAGGACUCUGCAGCAGAGCCAGGUGGUGGCUGGAGGGGGG
Pungitius pungitius (ninespine stickleback) is the source of this 3866-nucleotide messenger RNA. RefSeq names its product zinc finger protein 384 a (gene znf384a). The record is from RefSeq and is a predicted model, not a curated record. The coding region runs from base 1049 to 2809 and encodes 586 amino acids. Lineage: Eukaryota; Metazoa; Chordata; Actinopteri; Perciformes; Gasterosteidae. The transcript has 11 exons. Gene Ontology annotation, biological process: regulation of transcription by RNA polymerase II. Gene Ontology annotation, molecular function: RNA polymerase II cis-regulatory region sequence-specific DNA binding; DNA-binding transcription repressor activity, RNA polymerase II-specific. Gene Ontology annotation, cellular component: nucleoplasm.